ACUGCUUAAUUACUAAUUUUUUGUGUCCGGGAAGCUUUAAUGGACGGUGUCGAUGUUCAUCACGGCCUUCUAUUAUUCUAAGAUUCAAGACCGUAAUGUUCUUUCCUUAAAGAGAUGGUCGGAGGGUUAUGUUCGUUCUUGGACGCCCCUUCCUUUUUCGCUACAUGUCACGCCUACAUCUUUCUCCCCUCUUCCUCAAACUUCUCACACUUCAUCUCCAACCUCACACCCACACUCGUUCAACACCUCGGCGAGGUAUGCAACUCUCCUAUCAAUCGCUAUCAAUCGGCGGCGUCGAUUCUUCUCCUUGAAUUAGUCAAGUCUUGCACCGGGAGCCACGCCUGCGCGACACCCUCGCGUCACCCUCGAAUCACCCUCGAGCACUACCUCAGCAAGAAUAGACAGCGUCCAUUCAUCCCUCUUGACGACAUGAAGUUUUCCAGGAAGUACAAGCCAAUACCAAACCAGCCAAACCAGGCUCCAGCGGACCUCAAUCAACCUCGCAGUGCCCGCAACGCGUCAAAGAGAGCAAGCCGUCACGCCGAGAAUGAAUCAGCUCGGGAGCCAGGCCAGAGACUCAUGCAACGGGAUGAUCUGGACGUUAGAGGCCGGCAAAUCUACACUCUUCGCUGGCUAUGCAACAUGGAUUCAAUUAUGCGAAUGUGGUGUGAGUUCUUUCAGACAAAGCUGGAUCGCUUCGACGGUCCAAGUUAUUUCAAAUCGGGAGGACCUCAUCCUGACCGACUUCUUCUACACCAAUUCCUCUUCUGGGCCGCCGACACAUCGGUCGGAAAUCUUUACACGUCGAGUCAUGCACCAUCAGCCAUGACUGAGACGUACAGAGCUACCACCGGGACCAUCGAACGUUACGUGGUGAUUCUAGCCAGCUGCUUUGGUUAUUAUAACGCGAGCCUUGAUUCUGAUUUGGUCAAAUCAGCAAGACUCUGGAUUCGAAACGAUCUUUCUCGAGAGCUCGGCCUGAAUCGUGAGGUCAAAACGAAGCCAAUUGCAUAUACUGCAGAUGUACAACAACUCAUUGAGGCCAUUUGGAGCUUCAACAGUCUUGCAGUAUUCAAAAACAUCCGAGCCAUGUUCAACACGACUCUCGUGUUGAAUUUUCUGGUCGACGGUGCAUCAAGGAUUGGAGAAUUCAUCCCAACAGACACUGAUUCGAAGAAGAAUGGGCGGUAUCUGAAAUGGGAGGACCUCGAUUUCAUCAUGACCCCAUCAGACGACGUGGAUGCCAUCACAAUCCACAUUGUUGUGCUUUGCAAAUGGCUAAAAAAUCACAGCCACGAUCCCAAAGCGUUCAAGGGUUUCGUUGUGCGUCUGCUUCCCCCGCAUCUGGCCUUCCAGGACUCUUGCCGCUUUCUAGUGGUGUUAGCGCUGCAUCAUGGCUAUUUCCGAGACUUUCGCACUUGGGACGAGCUUCUCAGUUGCAAGCCGAGCCGGAGUGGAAGUCCGAUGCUGCUCAAGCCAUCAUGCCUGCAACUCCCUGUGUUUAUGCCUCUCGUGCCUCGGAUUUCCAGAAUGGACGGCGUCCAGUCUCUCACGGAGGCAGACGACAACGGAGAGAUGCUCCCAUGGACAUACUGUCAACUACAGAGGAUUGUUGGAAAGUUGUCGCGCCUUGCCGGAUUUUCCCAAAAGACUGGACUUCAUCAGUUGCGACACGGUGAUGCUUUCCUUCUUGCACAGCAUUGCAAGGACCGUGAUACCGCGCGUGUUCUGAUGGGGCAACAGACCGACUCCGCUGCAUUCUCGACGUAUCUGUCCAAAAUCUCGACCACCGACAUUCAAGGGCUGGCUCGUGGUGUGUCAUCAUACGACCUUACACGAUUCUCUGGCCUGAGUCUGGGAAAGUGUAGUGACGCACCUCUCACCCUACCCGCGGAAGAGCUGGCCGCGAUCGACUGUCAUCCAGAAUUUGUGGCGGCUGCGAAGGAAUGCGAAGAUGCGAGAGAUGAGUGCAAUCGUCAGUUCGGAUCCCUUCAGGAAACCAGACGGGCGGCCCAGGAAUCACCAGCUGCAGCCCAGCUGUUUCGCAGAUACCAUGUCCUCAGCCUCAACAAGAACGGCAAAUGGAAGCGUCUGGCUGAGCUGAGAUUCCGCGCCUUCCGAGAGGCAUCCAUUCGCGAGUUGACCGCUGCGAGACCAGUUGGUGAACUUAACGUUGGCGUGAGCGAGCCGGUAGAUCAUCCAGAACCGACGCUGCCGCUUAUGGACGACUACAGGGCUUUGGAUGCCGAAGCAGAUGAUGACACAGGACCCAGUGAGGACUCUGAGCGGUUUCUUCAAGAUCGAAUUGAGGAUGUUGGGUUGCUCACAGCAGAACAGACGGCGUCCAUCAUAGCUGCCGUGCCUGAUGAUGCAACGGUGGGAGGAGUCGCGGAAAACGUCGUCCAGGAGGCGCUCAAUCAGCAAGUACGCAAUCACAACAUCUUUCGAAUUUCUCUCGAUUCAAUGGUUGGGACAAUUGGGCGGCAAUCGACCGGGAUGUCAUCGUUCUCGUAUGACUACAUCCACUUGAGGGAAAGAUACGAGACUGUGGCCAAAGACGAGGGCGUCACUUCCGGCACGGUCAUGGCACUGCUUCUGGAACUUUUGUCGAGCGAACACCACAUGAGAGACCUCCCGACUCACUGGCUUUCUCCCGGUGACCAGUCAACAUGUAUAGUCUGCCGUCAACAGCUGACAAUCGACACCGGCUACACUCACGUACGGCAAUGCCUUCAACCCCAGGCAAAAGCCCGUGCAGACCAACUGUGGGUCGACUACUGCGCGAGUGUGCCUACAAAAUGCACUUGGACAUCUACGGUAGCAUCGAAAGCCUGUAAGGUCGAUCUUACAAAUGCAACCCCCGAAGAACGCCAAAAGCAUUUUCAUAAGCACAAUAACUCCACGGGUUAUAAGUGCUACUGGGGCGGAUGCAAGAUCACUUUCUCUUCUCAGGCAGAACUUUGCCAACAUGUCUACUCCAAGCACGGGAUUCUGCUUUGGACGUCGUCAACUUGCUUGUAUUUUUGGUGCCAUUACUGCAACGAGUACAUCUUCGAAACCAAGUCUUCGCCAGAGAGGCUGGCCCACUUUGCUUCACAUUAUGAUCAAGCAAUUCGAGCUGUUCGGGACUACGGCUAUGCAGGAGUUUCUAUGGGUUCAAAUCACGCUGGACGCCGUCCAAACGAGUUCCUCCCACCGCACUGUGUCUUUUGCCUCCAUGACGAGCGUCUCGAUGCGGAAGACCAGCUGCUAGCACCGACACAUGAGAUCGCGCCACACAUGCAUACGCACUUUCGGUACCUCGCUCCCAGUGAUAUGAUUCACUGCCCAGCAUCGUCUGCUGGUGGAGCGCGCCAUCCAUUGUGCAGUUUUGAGCAGAGUAUGACUGCAACCGAGGCCUGGAAACACAUACAAGAGAUACACUAUGGUCUCGAAUUUGGGCCAAAGUUCGGACCUGGCGCAACAGGGAAAGUCAGAGGCAAGAAGAGGGUGACUGUGCAGGAUGAUUCAGAUUCAGAGACAGAGGAAAGAGUCAAGAUUCGAACGAAGGUGUACGAUAAGAAGAAGCCACUUUUAGCGCAGGAUGGUUCGAUGCCGGGCAAAAAAGUAACCAGACGGACGGCGUCGAUUGAUCAAUCUUCAGAGCCCGCACUGCCGCUUCAGGAGAAAAACCCCAACGACCGCUUGGCCGUGGAGCAGAUGGGCACUCAACAAAACAAGCAAAUCGCCCAUGAUCUUUCUGUCAUUGAUCCAUUGCUUCGAUAAGGAAGUGUCGAAGUGCGCAAGGACAUGUGGCAUAUACGAAAAGGUUACGAAUGGGGGGUGUCGGUUAUCUGGUAUGGGAAGGAAUCAUUUCUUUGCAGGAAUAUGGCUGUUUAUGCUGUGCUGACUAUCAUUCCGGCCACGCAAACUGCAUCAACUAUUGCCUAAUGUUUUCAUACAC
Molecule: messenger RNA, 3943 nt
Organism: Hyaloscypha bicolor E
Lineage: Eukaryota; Fungi; Ascomycota; Leotiomycetes; Helotiales; Hyaloscyphaceae
Exons: 2
Coding region: 115-3765 (1216 amino acids)
Source: RefSeq, a predicted model, not a curated record